Messenger RNA from Anopheles maculipalpis, 1494 nucleotides. It is a transcript of the gene sob, whose product is annotated as protein sister of odd and bowel. NCBI's taxonomy places the organism in Eukaryota, Metazoa, Arthropoda, Insecta, Diptera, Culicidae. Gene Ontology annotation, cellular component: nucleus. The transcript has 3 exons. Gene Ontology annotation, molecular function: DNA-binding transcription factor activity, RNA polymerase II-specific; RNA polymerase II transcription regulatory region sequence-specific DNA binding. The coding region runs from base 42 to 1469 and encodes 475 amino acids. The record is from RefSeq and is a predicted model, not a curated record. Gene Ontology annotation, biological process: embryonic hindgut morphogenesis; regulation of transcription by RNA polymerase II; embryo development.
CCGUCGAUCGUUGCACAAGCACAACCAGCACCGUGGGCUAGAUGUUAGUGGAAGGUAUUGGUGCGACCGCCGUCCGGAACGUAUCGCCCGCCCCAGAACACAUUCCUGUACCGUCCGUGUGCGUACUCGGGAUGGACCAGCAAUCGAACGAAUCGGCAGCAGUGGCCGUGGCGGCUGCAGCCGCUGCCGCAGCCGCCGCCGCUACGGGCCGCACGGGAACUUCCACCGGAACGCAGGCGGGUGACUUUGCGGCAGCGGCCGCCGUAGUGUUAUCGUUGCAGAACACAAUGGUUACCAGCCUGCAGCAAGCUGCGCUCAUGCCGGCUAACUCUGCCGCCGCAGCAGCCCUAAACCUUCAAGCGCUCGAGUCCUAUCUGACGCUGCAGAGGAUUACAAGCAAAUCGGAAGUGUUGCGUUUAAGUUCUAGCGGUGGACACACGUCAUCCCACCAGCGUAAUCAACCCCUGCCUUCGAUGCCUAUAACCGGCCCAGCUGCUCAGACUUCGAACGAUUCUAGCUCUGCCGGCGGUGAUGCGAUCGGUGAGGAUAUGUUCAUGGACACGUCCGGACCUUCGAUGCUGCUACAAAGUGGAGACCUAGCGGACGAACUGCCCGUGCUAGACCAGGAUGAAGAUCUCAACUUCGACGAUGCAGCCGACGACGCUUCCGACGGCAAUUCGCUCGACAAUGGCUAUCCGAGCCUACUACUCAACGCCGCCUUCCAUCAUCAGAUGACGGCGGAUAAAAUGAAAACCUUGGCUGCUGGUAGCGUUGGCACCGCCACUCCUGCAACUGUCAGCUCAGCCGUGCCUGGAAGUGUAGGCUCGAAAGACCCACAAAGCAAUGCUGCUUCAACGACGGCAACAACUGUAGCGCCCGGCGGUAGUGGUCAACGUCCCAAGAAGCAAUUUAUCUGCAAAUUCUGCAAUCGGCAGUUUACCAAGUCCUACAACCUGCUGAUCCACGAGCGUACGCACACCGACGAGCGGCCGUAUUCGUGUGACAUUUGCGGAAAAGCCUUCCGUCGCCAGGAUCACCUGCGCGACCAUCGCUACAUUCACUCGAAGGAGAAACCGUUCAAAUGUCUGGAAUGCGGAAAAGGAUUCUGCCAGUCGCGAACGCUCGCCGUGCACAAGAUACUGCACAUGGAGGAGUCGCCCCACAAGUGUCCGGUGUGCAGCCGCAGCUUCAACCAGCGCUCGAAUCUCAAAACGCACCUGCUCACGCACACCGACAUCAAACCGUACCACUGCAUCGCUUGUGGCAAGGUAUUCCGACGGAAUUGUGACCUCCGCCGGCACAGCCUCACGCACAAUCUCGGCUCGACGGGUGGCGCCGGCACUGGCAGUGGGUUCGACCUGACCGGUGCGGGUGGAUCGACUGCCGUCGGUCCGGAUGCUGGCGAGAGUGAACCGGACGGAUGCGAGCUAAAGACGGUGGAUCUGAUGGCACUGGCCGAUGUUGACUGAUGGCGGGGGGAGUCGUGGCGUCAAA